UCAUAGUAGGACAAAUAUUACAAGGUUGAGUUAAACCAAAAGUUUAAGAAAGCCAGCCAAGAAAGCUUAACCUCAACUCGCUUGCGAUUACAUUUUUUUAUCAUAAUCUUGCUGUGUGUCCUAACCGAGAAAAUAAUUAUGUUCUUUAAAAAAAUAUCAGUUGCUAACCGGUUGCUAACGAGCACGUUUCCUAGCUUCGGUGACGUCAUUGUCUGACCCUCUUCUCAUUGGUUCUCUUUCCUGAAAGCGUUUCCCGCGCUAUCAUCGGUGUAAAACAACACACCGAGCCGUCAGCCCGUUACGGUAGCUAGCUAGCAGGUGUCUUUGUGACAACUGAACAUACGUUAACACCGGUACCGGAGCUGUUACUAUAGCCACGCUAUGCCAUUAGCAUUAACAUCAUCGUCAGAUUAUGACCCGGCGUGUUUGCCGGAUUUAUUACCGCUUUACUACCGGCGGCUGUUUCCAUUCUCCCAGUACUAUCGCUGGCUAAACUAUGGAGGAGUGCAGAAGAACUACUUUACGAAUCGAGAGUUCUCCUUCACACUCAAAGAUGACAUCUACGUCCGCUACCAGUCUUUCAGCACACAGAAUGAACUGGAGAAGGAAAUGCAGAAGAUGAACCCAUACAAGAUUGAUAUUGGAGCAAUAUACAGUCACAGGCCUAAUCAACACAACACAGUGAAGUCAGGAACCUUCCAGGCUUUGGAGAAGGAGCUGGUGUUUGAUAUCGAUAUGACGGAUUAUGAUGAUGUCAGAAGCUGUUGCAGUGCUGCAGACAUUUGCUCCAAGUGCUGGACCCUGAUGACAGUCGCUAUACGUAUCCUGGAUCGAGCUCUUCGGGACGACUUUGGUUUCCAGCACCUCCUGUGGGUUUAUUCUGGCAGAAGAGGAGUGCAUUGCUGGGUGUGUGAUGAAGCUGCCAGGAAGCUCUCUGUGGCAGCACGCUCUGCAGUGGCAGAAUACCUCAGCCUGGUUAAGGGCGGUGAUGAGACAGUGAAGAAAGUAGUGCUGACAGAUCCAAUUCAUCCUUUUAUCAGAGAGUCUUUGGCAGUGGUGGAGCAUUACUUUCCCCAGUACGCACUGCAGGAACAGGACAUACUGGGCCGCAAGGAAUCUGUAGACAAAGUGCUGGCCCUCAUGCCUGAAGAUGUUAGAAAUGAAGUGCAGCAGGACUUCAAAAAUGAGAAGAAACCUGAGAUUCGUUGGAAACUGGUCAAAGAACACGCUGCUAGGAAACAGGCCACUGCCAAGAAGGGCCAGCACUUUGAGAAAGAAAUCAUGCUGCAGUAUUGUUACCCGCGGCUCGAUGUGAAUGUCAGUAAAGGGGUGAACCAUUUGUUGAAGAGCCCCUUCAGCGUGCAUCCCAAAACAGGGCGCAUCUCCGUUCCCAUGGAUCUCAAAGAACUAGAUACGUUUGAUCCUUUUGCUGUGCCCACAAUCAGUCUGAUCUGUGAAGAGUUGGAUCGGCCAAGGACAGGCGAAGAGGAAGAAAAAGUGGAUGAUGACAAGGAGAAGGAAAAUGAGAAGGAUGCAGCAGAGAGACGGAAGAUCAGAGAUUACAAAAGAACCAGCCUGGCGAAAUAUGUGAAACACUUUGAUCAGUUUCUGGAUGGGAUGGCUCGUACGUGGAAAGGAGAACUUCUCAGAAAGAGCGAUCUUCAGAAGGAAUUCUGAGCUGGAUCAGUAAUCAGGAAGUGAUAUUCUGAGCAGGCACUGUCUCUAGCUACCUAUUACUUCAUGGGGAUGAUGUUGCAAACCGUCCUGUUUUUUGGGGCUUUGUGUGGUGGUGGAAUGAAAUGUUGCCAUUUGUUUCUGAUAAACAAUUAUUUCAUCUAAAUCUAUUUUAUAAUAAUCCUCUCUUUCUUACUGCAGAUUUUUGUUGUAAAAUGACAAUUUUGUAUUGUUUGUCUACCAGUUGCCUACAUGUUGCUAUUGUACAGUCAGUUGUGAAAAUAAAUUUGAUACUCAUCUCUUUCAAAA
Messenger RNA from Thunnus maccoyii (southern bluefin tuna), 1983 nucleotides. It is a transcript of the gene prim1, whose product is annotated as DNA primase subunit 1. Bases 382 to 1677 code for a protein of 431 amino acids. The record is from RefSeq and is a predicted model, not a curated record. Lineage: Eukaryota; Metazoa; Chordata; Actinopteri; Scombriformes; Scombridae. Gene Ontology annotation, cellular component: alpha DNA polymerase:primase complex. Gene Ontology annotation, biological process: DNA replication, synthesis of primer. The transcript has 13 exons.